AUGCCAAGCAUUAUUCUUCAGAUCAGAGCACUUUUGGUGAAAAAUUUCACUUAAUCCUUCAGAAACAAAGAAUACAUAUCUGAUUUAACUUUGCCCGUAGUAACAGCAAUAAUCGUCUCUUUAAAAGAUCAAUUAGAAUUUUUAGGAUUUUUCGCUCCUCUAUUUUUAUCAAUAGCAGUAAGUACACCUCCUAGGUCACUGCUAAUAAACCUUGUUGAAGAGAAGAGUGAGAGAUUUAAAGAGUCGUAGAAAAUUAUGGGAAUGAAAUAAAGAUCUUACUUAAUUGGAUGGAUCCUGUAUGGUUAUAUAAAAACAUUGAUGAGUACAAUAUUUUUAAUUUUCUUUUGGUGGCUAUUGACAUUGAUAAUCAAUGAUGGAAAUUAUGGAUUCAACAUAGAGUCAUAUAAAAUAUUCUUAACCUACUUCUUGUACAGUAGUACAGUACUCAAUUUUUCAUUGGCAAUGUCAACUGUGUUUUCAAGUCCAAAAUUAGCAAAUGAAGUUUCGACCUUUGUAACAAUAUUGUCAAUUUUACUUACGUUUUUGGUGUUUUUGUCAAGUAUUUAAAGUUCAUCCCUAUUCUACUAUUGUAUGUCCAUAUUUCCAUAAUCCUCAAUAAGCUUUAUUUAUAUGGGGGCAUUAAAGAGAGGGUUUUUCAAUUCCUAAGCAAUAAGUUCGGCCUAUCCUUUGUCGAAUGCAGCUUUGUAAUUAGGAAUUGAAUCAGUUUUAUAUUUCAUAUUAUUCUUUUAUUUGGAUCAAGUAUUUCCAAAUGAAUAUGGAGUAUCUAAACACCCAUUGUUCUUUUUAUAAGGAUUAUUUGGGGGAUCAAAGAAAAAUAAAUUGAAUGAUUCAUUAUUAGAUGAAGAUUAUACCCAUACUCAGAAUGGAGAUUAUAGCAGUGCAAUCUACCAUCAGAAAUUAAAUAUCUAGAAAAAAUGCACAGUUUCAAUUAAAAAUUUAACCAAGAAGUUUGGGGAUUUCAAAGCUGUAGAUAAUUUAACUAUCAAAUUAUAUGAAUAGGAAAUUCUAUGUUUAUUAGGACAUAAUGGUGCUGGUAAAACUACAACAAUUAGUAUGCUUACUGGAAUGAUUUAAAAGACAAAGGGAACAAUAGAGAUUAAUGGAAUUGAUCUGGAAGAGAAUAUAGAUGCCAUAAGAGAAAAUGUAGGUAUUUGCACUUAGAGAGAUGUUCUUUACGUUUCUUUGAAGGUUAUAGAGAUGCUAAUAUUCAUGGGUAGAGUCAAAGGUUUAGAGGGAUUGGACUUACAAUAAGAAAUUAAUGAGAUCAUUGAGGUUACUGAAUUAGAAGAAGACAGAGAUAAAUUAAUUAAAGAAUUAAGUGGAGGAAGUAAGAGAAAAUUAUCAUUGGCUAUUGCAUUGAUUGGUGGAUCCUCUGUCAUUUUCUUAGAUGAACCAACAAGUGGUAUGGAUGCAUAAUCAAGAAGAAUCAUUUGGGAGAUCUUAUAGAAAGUGAGAUAAUAAAAUAGAACAUUGAUAUUAACAACACAUCAUUUAGAUGAAGCUGAAGUAUUAGCUGAUAGAAUCACUAUCAUGGCAGCAGGAAAAUUACUGGCUUGUGGUAAAUGUGAUUAUAUUAAAACUAAUUUUGGAGAGGGUUAUCAUUUAUCAAUCACUAGUUAGAAUUAAAAGAUAUUAUAGGCUUGUUCAGAUUAGGUACUGUCUAUUAUCUAAGAAGCUUAAAAUGAUCCUUAAUCUUAAUCUGAUACUAGAAUAUUUUUAAUACCUUUCAAAAGUAAACCAAAAUUGGAUUAAUUAAUUGGAGCCAUUACUAAAUAAUUUUAGAAUGAAAUCGUUAUUAAUUUGAAAUUGAAUUCUUUGGAAGAUGCUUUCAUUAAUAUUGGAAUGGAUGAAGAGAAAUUUAUCAAAAAGGCCAAAGGAAGUAAAGCAAGUGUGAAUGAUAGUGAAAUAGCUAUGGAAUAAGAGGUUGAAUAACAAAGAGACAUUAAAAUUCCAAAGUGUUUAAAUGAUCCACCUGUGUAUUCAUUUAAAUAACAAUUCACUGCUAUCUUCUUAAGAAAGUUUUACACAACUUCAAGAACAUUUAGUAAUUAUAUUUCAAUUGUUAUACCUUUCACUUUGAUAGUUAUUGGAACUUUGAUUAUUGAUGAAAUCAACUUAGAUUUUCUGAAAGAUGACAAAAAUUUAGAGUAAUAUUUUAAAUUGGUGCUUAUUUCAUUAUUUGUAAUUCUUGCAUUUUGCUUUAAUUCCUCUUUAUUUAUUACUUUACCAGUAUUAGAAAGAGAGUUCAAUCUAAAAUACGCUUUAACAGUAAUGGGUUGUAGAGUACUUCCUUAUUGGAUAGGAACUUAUGCAUUUGACUUUUUACUAUACUCUUUCUUUGUGAUCACAUUUGUGAUAUUCAGUUACAUUAUGCAAUUAUCAUUUGUUACUGAUCAUAUGGGAUAUGUAGUAUUCGCAUUUGUCACCUUUGGUUUUGCUUAUAUUUCAUUUUCAUACUUUGCUGGCAUUUUAAUAUAUAAGAAAACAUCCACAGCUAUGAAGACCUUCCCAUUCUUAAACUUUUUCAUAGUUUAUUGUAUGCCUUAAAACUUUUGGGGUAUAUGCGCUUUGUUGUGGUAAAAGGAAAUUGGAAGUCCUGCCUUAAUAGAGUUUUUAAUAAAGUCCAUUGAAUGUAUAUUUUCCUUUUUAAGUCCAUUCUUUGCCUUCUAAAGAGCCUUUUAGAAUAUCAUAAAGAUAGAUGUCACUCCUAACAACAAUCAACCACCGCCUUUAACUACAGAAACCCUCUAUUAUUCUAUUGCAAUGUUUUAUUAAGGAAUCAUUUUCUUCAUCCUAACACUUUAUUUGGAAGGCAGAUAAUUCAAGUAGGUAGCUAAUAAUUUAGAGAAUAAUGAUGUAAAAAGAAGUGUUAGAGUUGAUCAAUAAGUCAUAGACUAAGAAUAAAAUUUAUUAAAAUCAAAUGAUCCUGUUAAAAUGUAUAGAUUGUAAAAGGUAUAUGAGAAUGGAUGUGUUGCACUUCAAAACGUAAGUGUUUCAAUUUAAAAACAGAAGAUCCUCGGACUUCUUGGUCCCAAUGGAUCUGGAAAAUCAACUAUUUUUAAUAUCCUGACCUCCUUAAUUAAUAAGAGUGGUGGACAAGUAAAAAUAAAAAAUUAAGAAGUUCAUCGAGGAAAACAUGAAGUAUUUUAAGAUGUUGGUAUCUGUCCAUAAUUUGAUUGCAUCUGGGAGAAUUUAACACCAAAUGAGCAUUUAUAUCUGUUUGGCAGAAUGAAAGGAUUAUCUGGAGCAGAUUUAAGUGAGUCAGUUACCUACUUUUUGUAAACAAUGCAAUUAGAGGAGUAUAUUAAUAGAGAAAGUGGUCGAUUAUCAGGUGGAAACAAAAGGAAAUUGUGUGUUAGUAAUGCCUUAAUUGGAGGACCAUGCAUUCAAUUCUUUGAUGAACCAAGUACAGGAGUUGAUCCAAUAGCCAGAAGAUUCUUAUGGAGAACUUUGAAAUUGGGAGUUCAAUUGAGACAAAGCAGUGUAAUGUUGACUACUCAUACUAUGGAUGAAGCUGAGAAUUUGUGUGAUAAAAUUGCAAUUUUAGUAAAGGGAUAAGUUUAUUGUUUGGGAAGUCCACAAGAGUUGAGAAUCAAAUAUGGGGAUGGCUAUGAUAUCUAAUUAAGAGAGUAUAAGAAUAGAUAAGAGAUUACUCAAUUUCUGAAUAGACAAUUCUAAAAUAUCACAGAAAUCAUAUAAAAGGAUCAAGAAAAUUUAUAAUUCCAUAUUCCAAGUUAGUCUUUCGAUUUCAGCAAAGCCUAUUUCUCAUUGACAGAACUUGUCUAAAAACAGUUGAUCCAUGAUUUCUCAAUCAAUCAAUCAUCUUUAGAAUCAGUAUUUUUGUAAUUUUCAAAAUCCCAACAAGAUUAAUAUAAUUGA
Molecule: messenger RNA, 3900 nt
Organism: Paramecium tetraurelia
Lineage: Eukaryota; Ciliophora; Oligohymenophorea; Peniculida; Parameciidae
Exons: 4
Biological process (GO): lipid transport; transmembrane transport
Cellular component (GO): membrane; intracellular membrane-bounded organelle
Molecular function (GO): ATP hydrolysis activity; ATP binding; ABC-type transporter activity
Source: RefSeq, a predicted model, not a curated record